AUGACCACUUUGAUCAAACCUAUUGCUAAUCAUUUCAUUGACUUUGCAGACGACCUGAAUACCAGUGACUCUGAUUAUUACUUCGAAGACUCAAAUAAAAUGGAAGAAGAAAAGACCGACUUCGAAUGGGACAUUCAUCAAGUCAUCAUCCCCCCAAGACAAACCGACCCAGUCUCACUCGUUCUGAGUGCUCCCGUGUUUGACGACAGAAGUGAAAUAUUUGACGAGCCAUAUGACAAACAAGUCUCGUCUAGCGCAUCAAACUUUGUAAAUGAAAAUGAAUUCUUCGCCUUUGGAGAGGACUUCGAGUAA
Molecule: messenger RNA, 312 nt
Organism: Entamoeba invadens IP1
Lineage: Eukaryota; Evosea; Mastigamoebida; Endamoebidae
Exons: 1
Coding region: 1-312 (103 amino acids)
Source: RefSeq, a predicted model, not a curated record